GAGUCUCUUGGUAUAUCCAAGUCCAAUAAAUCUAAGCUCAUGGAAAGGACGAGGAAAUGUUUUGAUUCCUACCGAACACUUGAAUAUGAACGACAUAGACAGCUAGAUAUGGUGGAUAAAAUGCUAUCCAAAAUUUAUAUAAUGUGUUUUCCCACAAGCAACCUACUUUUUUUUCCCCCCCUUCUAAAUGCGACAUAAUUCAAUUAAAUGCAACUCUAUAUGAUACUAAACCCACCAAAGAAAUAUAUAUAUUUUUUUGGUUGAAAAACAAAGAAAUUAAUUUCUUGACUAAACUAAUCUUUGUUUUUGCUUGAAUUUUGACUUCAUUAAUCUCAUAUGCAGAACUCAUUAUCACUAAUAUUCUAACCCACGCCAGUGGCCUGAACUGACCACCUGGCAAUUUGAAACACGUAAGUCUUAUAUGAUCUCCUCAUAAUUGUCCAUUAACAUAAGCAACCUCUAACCAGGGGGGCUGAGAUGAAGAUGAAGAGCAUCCAUGGAGUUUCCGGCUCAAUUCUCGUAGUCUCUGCUUUGUUACUAUUGACUGUCAAUGCUCGCCCAGUACGGCAUGGCUGUUCUAAUAAUCACCUCGUGCGGGAUGGUAUUGAGAAAGCUGAUCUCCUAUGCCUUAACCAAUCUUCUGAUUCGCUGCUCACUCUACGACGGACAGAAACCAAAGGUGCCAAUGCUAGUAACGAGUCUAACGACGGUUCGGUGUGUGAGCAGAUGUAUGGAUUCCUGCCUUGCUCAAACAGCAUGUGGGGUCACCUUUUUCUGAUAGUGGUUUAUGAGUACCUGCUGUUCCAUGGGGAGUCAUAUGUUGCCUCAGGAAGUGAGCAGAUAUUUAAGCUGCUUGGCCCCGGUAUUUUCGGUGCCAGUGCGUUCCAUGUCCUCGGUGCUCUUCCAGAGUCCUUGAUCCUCAUAGCUUCCGGGCUUCUGAACAGUGAAGAAACAGCUCAAGAGUACGUAGUUACGGGAGUAGGCUUAUUGGCGGGAUCAUCCAUUUUGCUGUUAACGUUGCUUUGGGGAACCUGUAUUGUCCUUGGCAGCAGAGACUUCUCCAGCGGGAUGGAAUCAGGGCCUCACAUGUCUCCCCGAGCUUCAAAUUCUGUAGAACUAUGGAUCAAAAAGCUAUGGACGUUAUUGACAGUUACAGGUUCAGGAGUAACAACUGAUCUGGAGACUAGCUACACCGCUAGGAUCAUGGCAUUCUCUGUGAUCCCGUUCGCAAUUAUCCAACUCGAGAAAGUGUUCCCAGUACCUUCUGAACAACGAGCUGUGAUUCUCUCCACUCUCAUUAUUUCAGUUGUCUUGCUCAUCCUGUAUUUCAUUUAUCAGAUGUUUGAGCCUUGGAUUCAGAAGAGAAGUCUGGAGUACGUGAAACAUGAGCAACUCAUACUGAGGAUCUUACAGCAUGUCCAAAAACGCACCUUAGAGAGACUCCUCGCAGAUGACGGUUCGCCAAACACUGAUGCUAUAAGGAGGUGCAAUCUUCAUGUAACAAACUUGAUCACUUUCGGAAUUGAUAUUCUAAUGAUGAGUUGUAGUUGUUUCAUUUGCAGGCUAUUCGAAGAGAUAGACCAGGACAAGGAUGACCGGAUUUCGAAGUCUGAGCUGAAGGAGCUGCUGCUUGAGAUAAAGUUCAAGCACAUUCACAUGAACAGGGACAGGGCAGUAGAAGAAGUCAUUAGAGAAAUUGACCUCGAUGGUGAUCAGAUGAUAGGUAAAGAGGAGUUCGUGAUAGGAUUCACUAAAUGGCUCGAGCAGGCAAAGACCGCAAUGGAUAGGGAACUGUACUCGAAGCAAUCAUUCCGGGACUUGUACCGGGUAUUUCAGCCUUUUAUUCAGAAGAAGAAAGAAGAACGCGAACUAAAGAAGCAUCUUGUAUCGGACAUGUUAACGCAUAUGGAGAGCCAAAGUUCAGUUGGGACCCUUCUAGCAGAGGAUGGCACGCCCGAUUUACCAGCUAUUAAAAGACUGUUUGAAGAGAUGGAUCGUGAUGGAGACAACUGCAUCUCACAGGCUGAACUAAAGGAUAUAAUGGUCAAUGUUAAGUUCGGGAAAGUUCCUAUUGAAGUAGACGAAGCUGUUGCUAAGACUAUUGAGAUGUUCGAUACAAGUGGGGAUCGUGUGAUCGACGAGGAAGAGUUUGUCACUGGAUUGGCCAGGUGGUUCGACACUAGUGGAACCAACAAGGAAAUUCAAACUCCAGAGUCACGCGAAACCCACGAUGAAUUCUACCAAAAAGCUUGGGAGGAGACUGACAAGCUGGUGGAACUUGACAAGAAAGAGAGCAGAGAUGCUAAGCUAUGGUGGAUAUGGGCAAAGUCGAUUGCUCUGCUGCUGCUUGGAAUCACGAUAUUGGCCAUUCUAGCAGAACCUUUAAUACAUAGCGUGCAGCACUUCUCAACGUCCGUGAGCACUCCUUCUUUCUUCAUCUCAUUCAUUCUGGUCCCAUGGGCGACAAAUGCUAGAGGAGCAGCUGCUGCCAUGAAAGCUGCACGGAGAAAGAAGCCGAGGACUACUUCCCUCACAUUCUCUGAGAUAUAUGGAGGAGUGUUCAUGAGCAAUGUCUCUGGGCUGUGUGUCCUGCUGUGCCUUAUAUAUGCCCGGGGCUUGACCUGGAAUUUCUCGGCUGAGUUUCUUGUGGUCCUAAUAGUCUGUGCUGCCAUCGGCAUAAUCGCAAGCUUCCGGUCCACCUUCCCUCUAUGGACAGCCGGUUUGGCGUACUUGUUGUAUCCUCUGUCCCUCCUCACUGUCUAUGUUCUUGAGGACCAUUUCAAUUAUUCCUAGAUUUUUCAUAAAUAUUGAAAAAGAUAAAGAGAAAAGGAAGAACUAUGUGACGUUGGUAGGUGGGUAGGUUGGGGGGUGGUUUGGGUUGAUGUUUUUAUUGUCUGUUUUUCUGAAGAUGUAAAGUAUUUUUCCAAUUAAUUUUAUGAUUUUUCUUUUUUGAUAAGUUAAUUCUCGUAAUAUAUGGGGGCUCGGGGACACGUACCAAUGUGAGCCCGACAAGAGCAUGGGUCUGGCUGGUCAGGGACUUUCCGAGCAUCAAGAAGGUCAGGCUCAGCGGGCAGGCAGCCCGGCAUUCUUUGCCCUCGCGGUUAUGCUUUGUA
Punica granatum (pomegranate) is the source of this 3113-nucleotide messenger RNA. The record is from RefSeq and is a predicted model, not a curated record. NCBI's taxonomy places the organism in Eukaryota, Viridiplantae, Streptophyta, Magnoliopsida, Myrtales, Lythraceae.